Molecule: messenger RNA, 8012 nt
Organism: Mobula hypostoma (lesser devil ray)
Lineage: Eukaryota; Metazoa; Chordata; Chondrichthyes; Myliobatiformes; Myliobatidae
Exons: 20
Coding region: 99-5822 (1907 amino acids)
Source: RefSeq, a predicted model, not a curated record
CCACAUUGGAUGUUGUCUCCAUCAUUGUAAACAGUCUGCUGCAAGUUCAGCACCAUUUAGGAAGAGUAGUGGACACCUUUUAUGCUGUGCAGCCACAGAUGAAAGGUGUGAGGAAACAUGUUUUGAAGUCCCUUGGACUGGGCCGCAGCAAAGCACAUUCAGAGCCACCGUUCAAGUGUGUGCUGCUUAAUGAAAUAUUUGAGUUAUUCAACUACAUUGAUAGGAGUCAGUUAACACCUGAUCUUGGUGGAUACUCGAUUUACCAGCAUAAAGCAUGGGUCCACUUCAGGAAGGAAAUUGAUGGCUUUAACCGUGAAUAUUUUACCUUGGCCCAGAGAUUUCCUGGCUACUUAGCAGGCCUCCAGCAACAAUCUCUUCAGUCAUUGCCUACAGAAGCUGAGGAACUGAAGCAAUGCUGCCAGCACAUCAUGGAGCUUCAAGCAGUAUGGAAAAGGGAUCUGGGAAUUGAUGAUCUACUGAGAAAGUGUGAAGUGAUUCUUGAGAAGUUCAGAGACCCCAAAUCUGACCUAUGCUUUAAUGCCAUGGGUGGGACCACUCAGUUUCAUCAGGCAGCUGAUGACUUACUUAAAAAGGAUGAAUGGAUAAGAGUAGCUAUGAAGAAGGUGGAAUUGCUAUGGCAACAGACCCUCACCAGGGCUCAGCUUUCACUGAAAGACAUCAGGUGCUGGGAAAGGGCCCAGCAGAUCACUGAUUUGAUUAUUUCUGAAGGAAUGGGGAAGAUUCGUUCAUACAAAUUAGAAAUUGCAAACAAUUUGAGCCAAGCAGAGAUUAUAAAAUUGGAUUAUGACGUUGCCAUUUAUAAUCCUGCAAUGAAAUUGAUUGCUGAAUGUGAGAACCUACUGCAGGAUUUUGAUGAAAUAACGGAACCUGGAGGAAGGGCAAAAGAUUGUAAAGAGAAACUCAGCAGAUUGAAAGACAUGUUCCACAUAGCUGUCGAGCUUCCCCGGCAAACUUUAAAAGCUGUGUAUGAUUUCUAUGACAUUUUUGAAAAAGUUGCUGGUUGGUAUCAUUUACUGUUGCAAGACAUCUUUUUUAAAGAGGCGGUUUGUGAUCAUAUGGUGCAUAACUUGGGACUUCAUUGCGAGGCAGUCCUAUGCCUUAAACCAAGCUGGAGGGAUCAUGUUAACCGCUUCCUCAUUAAAGCUCCUCUUCCAACUGUCGAGGAGUUGGUUCGGCUCGGACAUUUGGCUGAUUUCAUUCCAGACACACUUCACAGGAGGAGGGGAAAGCUGCUGUCCCACCAGUGCUCAAUUUUAAGAAAGUUGUUGACUUCUCCAGGGCAAGUGCUGCUGAUUGACUUAGAACAAGCAGUUCAGUGGCAAGAAUUGUAUUUAAAGGCACUACAAAAGAUAUUGGUUCCUUGUGCCAGCUCGUCCAUUGAUACUGACAUUACUAGAGGUACUGCAGAUGCUCUGAAGGCUGCCAAUGAACAUGUGGUGCAACAAGAGUCUUUGUGUGUCUCCUCAACAGAGAAACAUUUUAAUAAGACUGAUCCAGUUCAACACAGUGGGAGCUAUUUCAACAGUCGUCAUAAUGACCCAAGGUUACAGUUUACUAUUCCUCAUGAGGUGGCCGUUGAACGCUUUAACCAGGAAGGGAAAGGGCUCAGCAAAAGGCCACCUUCUUUAAGUUCUUUUGACUCUGGAAUUGAUGGGACUGGGACUUGCAACUAUGAGACUGUACCAUUUAAUUAUGAAAUAAACAACAGGGAGCAAGGGUUCAAAAGAGCCUCAAUCUCAUCACUGGUAAUGGAAACUGCAAAGCUAAAUGAAGAGGAUAAAUUUGAUAGAGAUAAGUCUAAGAGCCAAGCAACUGAUGAAUUUGGGCGCCCUGAUUCAUUGUCCAUGUCAAGUGCAGUACAGCCCUUAUUAAAGAAUAAUCCAAAUGCUUUAAACUUUGAGAUAAAGGUGAGCCGUUCAGCAAGCUUGCCCAAGAAUCCUUGGGUUAGCCUUUCUGUUGACGAUCUUGAGAAAUCCUAUGUGGUCACUAUUACUCCCAAGAAACCUGCAUUGGAGACAAAACAUUUUGAACCUAUAAUGGGUGGAAUCUGUAAUACAGUGCAUAAGAACGAAGAGGAAAAGUUGACUGGGUUUAGUGACAUGACUCCCAGUCUGAAUGAACAGCUCCCGAUGGAGUCCACACCAUUUGAGAAGUUGACUGCAAUAAAGGAACAAGCUUUUGUUGAUGACCAAUGUGCUGUGCGUACCAGUGAGAGAUUUAAUCAUGCAGAGUAUCUCAAAGAACAGGAUCUGGAUCCACACAGAAAGGUUGAACAUCUUGAAAAUGAGAGCCCAGAAAUUCUCCAUGAUAAUUAUGAAUUUUGUGGAUCUGGAAUGUCACUCGAAAGGGGGGACAGUGAAAGAAAACACACUGGACGUACUGAAGCCGAGAUGUCUGAUCGGGACAUAGAGGAGCAGGAGAAGCUUCAGGACGAUGUGGAAAAGCUGCUGUUGAAGACGGCUAAGAUAUUGGAGGAGGAAGAAUCUGUGCUGAGACAAGAGAAGGAACUGGAACUGCUCUUGCAGUUAGAAGAAGGGGAAAGCAGUGAUGACCCUGAAGAGAACCACUCCAUAUCUGACAAGUCUCAAGGGACCAUGAGCAGCGGACAGGUGAUGAUGUCUCUGAGUGAGCUUUCAGAAGCUGGGGUGAUUGGAUUGGAAGACUAUACCUGGCAGGAAACGGGACAGCAUGAAUUUUGCUGCAGUUGCAUGUGCCCACAUUUAAAAUGUGAUGUUGAACACGUACGGGGAGAAAAAGGAUCCAAGCAUUACAGCAGUCUUUGUGCUACAAAGUGUAUUGCUGCCCCAUCCGUUCCAGGGUCACAUUGGGUGCACCACUGUGAUUUCAGGUUACUGCAAGAACUGAAAGAACUUAAUCAAAUAGAGGACAGAAUUCUGGAAGAGAACUUGAAAAUAAGAGAACUGUGUUGCUCUGAGGAGGAGCAGGAAGCUGAAGUUCCAAUUUUACAUAUGUCAAGUGCAGGCCGAUCAAACGUCAGCAAUGAUAGAACACAGUUCUUGAUGGAGCUGGAGAGGGAAAAGAAGGAGGUUGAGAAAAUGGAGCAGAGUCUGGUGAGGGAAGAGAAAGUGAGACGUAAAACUUUGAAGAAGCAGCCGCAAAUAUCUUCGAGGACAAAAUAUGGGAACCAAAAGAAAUGUACAACAAAGUCUUCAGCACAGGGUGUGAUUUCUCACUUAAAAGCCAAUCGGGCUGUUGAAGUAAAAAACCAUUUUCCUUUCACAGGAAGCAGGAAUUUAAAGUCCACUGAUAAAUGCAAGAUCAAUGCCAUCAGACCAGACUUGCGUCAGGACCCCGCUUGCUUCAAACAUUCUCAGGCCAAAUUGCAGAUUGGUCAUAGCACAAAUAAAGUCAGUAAACCAGUCCAAUCGAAUAAAAGCUGCCUGCAAGACUAUAGUCUUGAUCUGACUAUAAAUAAUAUUUCUGUCCAUGAAGAACAAAAUCCAUGUAUAAUUGAUGGCCAAAUAUCUACUACUCCACAUGAUGAAACCCCUGUACAGUCAGAUAAAACAGAACACAAAAGUAAUACAGGAAUCUCAGAAGAAGCCCAUGUAGAAAACGGGCGGGAGAUUGCUCCAGAUUGGUUGGUGUUGACAGAUGAGUGCAAGGAACAGUACGAUGUUGAUGGUGAGGCUGUCUGUUUUAGCCUAGCACAGGGAGACAGUGAGAAAAACGGCUCGUUGCAUCUUGAAGUCGACAGAAAUGGAACUCUUAGGCAGUCCGCUAACUCUCCUGAGCAUGAAAUUGGUGACGGUAAAGAAAACUGUGGAGCAGACUGCAACAACCAAGGAGACGCAAAUGCACAGACAAACCAAGAGCCAAAACCAGUACUGCGGACCAGUGUUACUGGCAAAGUGGAAAAGCUGUCAGCUCAUGUAAUUUCUCAGCAAAACUCUGACAGAUCUCUUGGAGAUACUGUCAGGGCAAAAUGUGGUAAAAAGGGCCAGCAAAGACUUCCAUUACCCAGACCCAGAAAAACUGCUAAGCAGUGCCAAACCAAAAGUCGCCCAGAACAAUACUGGGAAGAUUCAGAUCCUUUCUGGAAAUGUACUGAACGUGCAGAAGCUGCUACAUUUGUGGGCACCUGCUCAAUGUCAAAGGAUCCCAGGACACAAGUGCCUAAUCCCAGUCUUCAAAUCAGGAACAAAAGUUCAUCAGGAGACCUCAAAAGGGACAUGAUGGGUAAAAAUUCAAUCACCCUGUCUGACAGCUCGGUAGACAUAAAGAUCGAGCAGGUAGAUUGCAAGGAAGCUAAUUCCAGUACUGAAGCAUGCUCUACAUUUAAUUCCACUGAGAAUAGAGAAUUAUCUUCUUGGAGAACAGAUUCCCAAUUGGUAAAUACAGAUGUUUGUGACAAAGGUAAAUGUAAUGAACAACACAUCCUUUUAUGUAAUGAUGUAAAACAGGAAGCUGGUACAAUUUGCAGUAGCAGCUUAGAAUCAAGAGCGAGUUGCAUACCUGAAAUGUUGCAUUGUACUGAAUCCAUAAAUACCGGCACUCAGGAGGGUUCAGUACGUAUGCCUGAUGAUUCAGUCCAUUUACGUGACAUUACAAAUCAAGACAUUCAACCUAUAUUUGAAGACUGCCAUGCCAGAGUGUCUGUGACGUAUAAUACGGCAAUGAGUGCACAGACUUUCCAAGCAUCCGUUUUCAAGGCCUGUGAUUAUAAAACACCACUUGUCUUGGAUACUGGUUCUGGCCUGAUGAAAGCAGGAUUUGCUGACCAGGAAUUACCAACAACUAUAUUUCCCACAGUAAUUGGACGGCCCAAGUACGAGAGUGUUUGCAAUGGAAGGAGCCAGCAGGAUGUUUACAUUGGCCAUGACGCUCAACACUUGCGAGGGGUUCUUUCUUUGCAUUACCCAUUGGAGCAUGGAAUUGUGAUGAACUGGGAAGAAAUAGAACAGAUCUGGCACCACACAUUUUAUCAUCAACUCCAUGUCGAUCCAGAAGAACACCCCAUCCUCCUGACUGAGGCAGCCAUGAACCCACACAAGAACCGAGAGCGAAUGGUUGAAAUCAUGUUUGAAGCCUUCAAUGCCCCUUUUACUUUUGUGGCAAUGCAAGCUGUUUUAGCUCUUUAUUCUGCCGGACGAACUACAGGUAUAAUCUUGGACUCUGGAGAUGGAGUUACACACACUGUACCAGUGUAUGAAGGGUACAACCUCCCCCAUGCCAUUCAACGCUUAAAUCUAGCUGGUCGUGAUCUCACAGAGCAUCUCAAAAAGCUAUUGAAAGAAAGAGGAUAUUCAUUUAAUUCGACUGCAGAGCGGGAAAUUGUCCGAGAUAUCAAGGAGAAGCACUGUUAUGUUUCUGGAAAUUAUGAAGCAGAGCUGAAUAGCCCUGAAAAUGUCCGAGAGCUGCAUUAUACGUUGCCAGAUGGACAGAUAAUUACAAUGGGAGAUGAGAUGUUCAGAGUUCCGGAAAUCUUGUUUAAGCCAGAGGUGAUUGGAAAGGAUCAUUAUGGAAUUCAUGAGAGUCUUCUCCGCUCUAUCAUUCUGUGUGAUGUCGAUUUAAGGAAAACUUUUGUUGCAAAUAUUAUUCUUUCAGGUGGAAACACCAUGUUGACUGGAUUACCAGCAAGAAUACAAAAAGAAAUCUCUUCCAUGGUUCCUCUAGACCUGUCAGGGCAUGUGGACGUUGCAAGCCCAGCAAAUCGGGACUUCACAGUGUGGAGUGGAGGUGCUACCUUGGCAAGUUCAUCUGCCCUGGACUGUGCCUGGAUCAGCCAAGAAGAAUAUAAUGAAUUUGGUCCCAAAAUUGUUCAUAGGAAGUGUUUUUAAUUUAUAAAUAUUGAGUAGUGUUUUAAGACUUUCAUUAAUGAAUCUCAAAUGCAAUAAUUAUUUAAGCAAAAUUAAUUGGCAGCAACAUUAUAAAAUGGGGUUCAUAUUAUUUAUAGCAGUUUGCAGUUUGUUCCCAGAUCGAUACUGUUUAAAGAGGCAUGUAUAACCCCAGAUAUAUCAGUGCUUGCAGCUUGAUCAUUUAAAGUUUUCUUCAGCAAGUUGUGUUCCCAUUCUUUCCGUGUGUGGAUACCAGAAGGGAAGUGAUUGUGCUGCUUCUGUAUCCUGAAUGCCAUAAGAUGGAUGGGUGGAAGUUUUCACUUCUGGUGACAUUCAUUUUGGGCUUGGGUUGGUUACGGUUACUGAGUGAGAACAACCAGCAUCCUCUGGAUUAAGAGAAAGUUGAAAAAGGAGAAAGCAGGGGAAGACUGAAUGAGUUAAUCUAACUCGGGUUGCCAUUUUCUUUGUCUUCACUGUCUUUUCAAAAGGAAUCCUUGCCUAACAUUUCAAUCAAACCAUAUGUGUUACCCCUUGUAAGGGGGCGGCGGAGUAAAAUCUUUGGCAUUCACUUGAGCAAGUCUUUAGUUCAUGGAAACUUUUGCCAGAUUAUUUAUUUAAACACAAUAACAUGAGCAAUCUCUACCUUCAUUUAAAGAAAUGUUUACUGCACUAAGUAUUGCAGGAGAAGUUCUGCCUAUUUAAGCGUUUAAAGGAUCCCAUAUCCAUUAAAAUUUUCCAUAGACUCUACAAAGCUAUUUUCUAUAUUAUUCAAAAUCUGUGCCUUAGAGACAAAAUCAUUAACAAUUUUGUGAACAAUGAGGUAAUAAGCCAAAUUCUAAUCAAUUCAAAGUUAUCAAUCUGUUGUAUAUUGAAGGUCAUUCAUGUGAAUAGAUUUAUAUAAAAAUGUUAUAGUUAAUGUAAAAAUCGGUUGUUUUAUUCAUUUUUAUAAUCUGGGUUAAUGCCAUUUUGUUGUGCUCUUUCUGGAGAAUUCACAUGUUGAAAUGCUUUAUUCUAGUAUAAAUUGACCUGGAAUAUUCAUUCCAUAAUGUUACAUGGCCAUAAUUUUUAGAACUCCUAAAAGCAAGCUGCUUUAGACGUAGACCGUUGCCAGGGUUUACAAUGUGUUAAUUACUUUGUGCUAUUAAUGAGGCAGAACUUAAUGCCCCUUUGGAAAGAGUUGGCAGUUGCAAUGAAAACACUAAAAUGAUCAUUUUUGGGAUCUGCAUCUGUCCCAAUGUUUGUCCCAACAUUAAGAUAUUUUGUUUUUAUAUUGACAAUACUGUUAAGUCUUGAUAAAUAUGAAGCUAUUUUGACAAGAUAUCUAUUUGAAGCCAACUUGUACAAACAGAUUUAGUUAGAAGUACAGUGGCAGAAAUUAAAAAAAAACACUUUGAAAUAACUUUGAAAUCAAAUAAUAGGAACUAUACUGCCAAUCCUAUACGCCUGAUGUUAUUUUUCAAAACAAUUUGAUAUCAAGUAUAGCACAUGCAAAAUACUAAUAUAAAUGAGCAAAUUAUGUAAUAGCUUUACAGUUUUCUUAGAUGGCUGUUGGUUGUAUAAUGUUCUCUUGCUUGUAUUUGUCAAAUGGUGAAAAGUUACAUGAGCAAGGAAUUUGCAAAAAAAAAAAUUAUUGAGUGACUCAUCUUGUCCUGGAAAUCACGAAUAAAGAACUCCCACCCAUGAAUAAAUGAAUCCCUCAAACAUUUUGUCUGUUUCUUUAAAAAAUAAUAAUUUAUUCUUUAUGAAAAGAAACUGAGCACAUCCAUAAUAUGUGGGAAGAAAUCUGCUCAGAAAUGGCUUUAGUGCCAAGCUCUUUUUUUCAAAAAAAAAGUGUUUAGAUGUCGUGUUUGCAGACCCUGAUAAUGAAUUGCACUUCUGAAUAAGAAAUGUAUCUUGGGUAUUGUUUUGUCUUCGGGAAAGAGAAACCUAUCACUGUUAACAAGUUUCUCCAGCCCCUUCCCCAUCAAUAACUAUCUAUUAUUUCACACAUCACAGUAUUGCUGAUGGCUGCUCUUGAAGUAUUGUGUUGUAUUAGGUGUACAAAACACUUUUUUUAACUUGAAAAAAGCAUGUCAACCAGAAAUCUUUUUUCAACUUCCCAUAAAAUUGUGAAAUCAAACUGCACAUCAUUCUGAAAUAAAGUGGAGUACUUUUAAACUAUGUACAACUUUGCCAAUGCUCUAAAUAAAUGUA